Penaeus indicus is the source of this 1050-nucleotide messenger RNA. RefSeq names its product filamin-C-like. Gene Ontology annotation, molecular function: actin filament binding. Gene Ontology annotation, biological process: actin cytoskeleton organization. The transcript has 7 exons. The record is from RefSeq and is a predicted model, not a curated record. Bases 1 to 1050 code for a protein of 349 amino acids. NCBI's taxonomy places the organism in Eukaryota, Metazoa, Arthropoda, Malacostraca, Decapoda, Penaeidae.
AUGUCUAGAACUCGCCAGGAGUUCCUCAUCAAAUCGGUGAUACGAGGUCAGAGCGAGGAGAAGCGCCUGCUGACCUGGGUGCAAGACCUGGUCCCUACCAGAAGCGUUAAAGACCUGGACCGCGACCUGGCUGACGGAGUGGCCCUCUGCGGUCUCAUGCAGGCCCUCGUCCCUGGCACCUGCCCUCGACACGACCUGCUGCCCCCGGACCAGCCUGCAGGGAACAUUCGGCUGGCGUCGCGUCUGGCUUCCACCUUCCUCGGGGUCACGCAGGACCUGGCAUGGGAGCGGAUGCAGGGCUGCGACGGACACCGCACCCUCAGGAGGUUCCUGCGCAACCUCCGCUACUCUUCCCUGAAGCGAGAGGUGCUCGGUGGGCCGGCCGUCACCCACGAUUCUGUCGUCGAGGCCCUCGGGGACUACCAGCCAAAUACUAAAGAAAUUGUGGAUCUCUUAAUACAGAGCUAUAUGCGUGAAACACGUUUCGUGAUCCCCCGUAUCAUGGAAUACUAUUAUGCACGGCCUAGCGAGAUGGCUUCGCAGAGCAUGAAAGCGCUCUCUCCACCAACAGUCAGAUUUCGGUCCACUCAGGUCACGACCAUCGCGCUCGGAAUGAAGGUGUCCCUGUUUCGGCAUGGUAUUCGUGCUGUCACGCCUGAUUGCGACAAAAGGUCACCCUCGCCACUGCAGGUGCUAGCGCGGGGAAUGGGGCUGCAGAUGGCCAUGGUGGGCAGAAAGACCAAGUUCACUCUCUACCUGAACAAUUCCACGACGCUCGACCUCGUGGUGGAGAUAAAAAAUGAGGAGGGCGAUUAUUGUAGCCACAGAAUCACCAAUCGCUCUCCACUCAGGUCGAGGGUCCUCUCCAAACAGGCGCUCAAGGAGCGCCACAAUAUUCCCCUGGAGUACGAGGUGUCCGGCAGCGAGGUCCGCGUGGCCUGGAUCCCCCUGCAGGAGGGUCGUCACACACUCUCCAUCAUCUGGCGAGGGCAGCACGUCGUGGGUUCCCCGUACUCUGUGGUCGUCGACGACUCGCAGGUACGACUAUAG